AUGUAUAUUUCAGCAAUGCGUAUAGCGCUAUGUACAUUGUUGUGGAGUGCACUACUUAGGACGCUUGUACACGCGAUGUGUCCAAGUGGAUGUAUGUGCACCACGGAUGAACGUCAUAUUGUUCGCUGUGAUAACGCACCACUCGUGGAUAUACCAUCCCUGCUUGAUCCGAGAACAAAAACGCUAACGAUGUCGAACUGUAGCAUCACAAGACUCGAUCCUGAUGUCAUGGAACUUUAUCCUGGUAGGUACAUCUCUUGGAAAGUUCUCAUUGUUUUUGGAUGCUAA
This is a messenger RNA of Anisakis simplex (herring worm), 288 nucleotides long. NCBI's taxonomy places the organism in Eukaryota, Metazoa, Nematoda, Chromadorea, Rhabditida, Anisakidae. The record is from the annotation of a GenBank genome assembly.